Messenger RNA from Nasonia vitripennis (jewel wasp), 2410 nucleotides. RefSeq lists its product as uncharacterized. Bases 1577 to 2278 code for a protein of 233 amino acids. The record is from RefSeq and is a predicted model, not a curated record. The transcript has 6 exons. Lineage: Eukaryota; Metazoa; Arthropoda; Insecta; Hymenoptera; Pteromalidae.
CGUGCGGUGGGUAUAGAGGUGCUUUCAAAUCAAAGCUCUCUGUGCUGUGGAGAGGGGGGCCCCAUGCGUUAGUGCAGCGAGCCGAACUGUAAACCUAUCUCUGAGUAAACAUCUGCGAAAAUACGCCAAUUACUUGAUUUUCUAUAUUCUACUACAAUAACACGCAGAGAGAAACAGUGAAAAGUGCAAAUUUUCAUUACGAAGUUAACAUAACCUUGUCAGACGUAGAGGAACCUUCUACGGCAUUGAUUGCUGCUGUGACGAAGGCGUUGACGGAUGCUCUGAGGAUUGCUAUUCCACAAGUUACCACUUCUGUUAUAAACCAGCCUGAAUUUACUUGUCAAGCUCAACCCAAAGCUCCUCCGUUCAAGUAUCAAGAAUAUCGUUCGUCCGAAGGAACCACAGUUGACGGUUAUUUCAAGAGAUUCGAGUGGGCAUUACAACUGAGUAAAAUUUCGGAAGAAGAAUUUAUGUGCAAACCCACAGAAAACCGGACACUUCAGGAGGUCUGACUGAACAAAUUUGAAAUUCGAGGGCACACUUACCAGACCAACUUUUUUUGGUUUCUUAGGCUACCUAGAACUCGAAAAACCUUUCGAAAUACCUAUUUUUGCUGGGCAGUUUAAAUUCUCUUAUGGGAAAUUAUCAUGGGAAAGAUUAACGAAAACUAGCCUUUGCUUAACUGUAGGUACUCAAUGUCCGGAGGCGCAAUCCUAAAAUGUGUAUUGAUACGAUCAAAGUAUCCGAAGAAAGCUUGAAUUCGAGGGCUGCAAGCGUAUUCGCUGUAUCUGCAUUUGGAUGAUUCAUUGAAAUUUGAUUCACUGGUAAGCUAAAUGCUAAAUGAAGAGUCAUUCCUCCAAUAUUAAAUGCUGCUUUUCCAGUAGGUGCACAAAGCUCUCUCGCACAAGCCCCUGGAUGCCGGCAACCCGCUCGACAGCGCCGCGGCGCGCCCACAGCGUCGCUAGUACCACGCGCGGCCGCCAGGCGGCUGCCGUAAUCCCCAAAGAGGAGCAGCGCCUUGGAGGGCAUAUAAGCGGGCCGGUUUCCAGGCCGAGGCACCUCUCCCACCCCGCAUCAGACCGCGUAUGAGUGGCAGCAACGGAGCCCAGGGGUCGGAUUCACUAACUAUGUCGCGCUCGACAUAAAACAUAAACCAAGCGACACAGUCGACACAGACCAGACUGACCAGACACACACACACCAGACAGGCUAAAAUGACGGUUGCGCAUGCGCGUUGCGCGAAGUCGAUGUUUGUAGGUCUGGGCUAUAGCUUCUUUUUGCCAUAUAGCGUCACUUCCUCCAUCCUCCCAAGUGCUCCGAUUGCUCCGAUUUUUAUAUCUGAAUUUCCGAAUUGUUCGCACGUGUAUUGUUGAUAAUAUUAUAACAUAAUAAUAUAAGUAAAUUAUAUAAUAAUAAAUAAUAUAAUGUAAAUAAUCGUCUCGCCGUGUCUUGAUCCGAAACGAAUAAACUCUGCACAUUAACGUACUACGCAGUAAAGUUUUGCUUGUAGUUUUGUGUCUCAAUUAUUUCAAAAUCUCCAAAUACUUUGUUAUUUAUUGCUUAUGAAUUUAAAACCAUGGCAAGACGAAACGGUACAAGGAAUCGCAGAGGGAGUAAUCAGACUGAGGCAUUGAUAAGUUAUAUUGAGCAACAUUCAUUGUUUGCAAGAGGGCAGAUUUGUAAGCUCGGUGCUCAAGGUCAUAUAAAAUAUAAGAAAAUGUGGAAUGAUUUAAGCAAUUUAUUAAAUCGUAUUGGUCCAUCUCACAAAGAUGUUGCAACUUGGCAAAAGUCCUGGACACAGAUGCGUUUAAAUGCCAAAACAAACAAGGCAAAGUUUAUGAAAGAAAUGGCAAAGACAGGCCAUAAUGCACAUAAUUAUGAAUUAAGUGAAAUUGAUUGUCGUGUUAGCCAAAUUUAUGGCAAAUAUGGUACGGGUAUGAAUCUUGGAAAGGAAUUAGGAUUUCAUCGUAUACAACAUCCCAACUCUGAAGAGGAUGAAAUAAACUCUGAAGAGGAUGAAUUUUCUUUUGAUUCACUUUUGUCGUUGAGUCUAAACUGUCAUGUAACUGAACCUGUUCAGAGCUUCUUGGAUUGUAUUCCUUCAAGGAUAAACGACACUUUCGAGGAGUUGUGCCAAAAUUUAUUUCAUUUCCAUGAAAAUACUAUCAAGUGGCGCGGGAGCGCCACGAAGGCGAGUUUGAGAAGCAGACGACGCCGCGGCGCCCGUGACACUAUUUACUUCUAUAUUGGUAUCUCGAAUUUUCAAUUAAGGAAAUAAAUUAUUUAUCAUUCAUGUACCCAGCUAAUUUUGAUAAAUGUUUAUACUGGUAUGCCAAACUAUGAUUUUAAACCAAAAUAUCAGCAAUAAACCAGCUUUAACAUAAUAAACAAAUAUGCAGGUGAACAAAAA